UUUCACAGACACACACACCACCAUCAACAACACAACCAUUCACAUUUCAACAACCACACACACAAACACACUCACUCACUCACACUCUCAUUUCAAUCCAUCAUCACCAAAUCCCAACACCAAAACAUAAAAACACAAAUGAAAAAACCAAAAACAACAACAUAUAAUUACACACAUCAUCAUAUAAGAAAAUGGAUCCUCCCCUUGAUUUCAAUCCUAACCCUCUUCCUCCUCACAAUAAUAUUCCUAAUUUCCCCACCUUAUUUCCCUCUUUUAAUAAAAAUCCCAUCUUCCAUUUUCGUGGAACACAAACUGACUCCACUUCCAAUCUCCACCCUCCCUCCACCGCCCCGUCUCGCCUACUUAAUUUCCGGUUCCAAACACGAUUGUCGAAUGUUAAUUCGUGUUUUGCUGUCCAUUUACCACCCCAAUAAUAGGUACAUUGUUCAUUUAGACGCCGAUUCAUCCCCUGAUGACAGACUUCACCUCUUUAACUUCAUUCAAACCCAUCCUUUGUUUUCGAAAUUUGGGAAUGUGAAAAUGAUUAGUAAGGCUAAUUUGGUUACGUAUCGUGGGCCCACUAUGGUUGCCAAUACCCUUCACGCUGCUGCUGUUUUGUUGCGUGAUGGGGUCCACUGGGAUUGGUUUAUUAAUCUUAGUGCUUCUGAUUAUCCCCUUGUUACCCAAGAUGAUUUGUUGCAUACAUUUUCGUAUUUACCAAGGGAUUUGAAUUUUGUUCAUCAUACGAGUAAAAUUGGAUGGAAAGAGUCGAAAAGAGCAAAGCCAGUUAUAGUUGAUCCGGGAUUGUAUAUGACGAAAAAAUCUGAUGUUUUUUGGAUCACACAAAGAAGGAGUGUGCCUACUGCAUUCAAAUUAUUUACAGGGUCUGCUUGGAUGGUAUUAUCACGACCUUUUGUUGACUUCUGUAUAUGGGGCUGGGACAACUUGCCCCGAACCGUCCUAAUGUAUUAUGCAAAUUUUAUCUCAUCUCCCGAAGGCUAUUUUCACACAGUUGUAUGCAAUGCAAAACAGUUUCGCAAUACUACAGUCAACAGCGAUCUACACUUCAUAUCAUGGGACAACCCUCCGAAACAACAUCCCCAUUACCUCACUAUGGAUCACAUGCAGAGAAUGAUCGACAGUAAUGCUCCUUUUGCAAGAAAGUUCCAUAAAGAUGAUCCUGUACUAGACAAGAUCGACUCUGAACUUCUUAAUCGUGGCCCAGGAAUGAUUGUUCCUGGAGGGUGGUGCAGUGGAAGUAGUUCGAAUGGGUCAGACCCGUGCUCUUUUGUGGGAAAUAUGACACUACUCAAGCCUACAUCGGGUGCAAAGAGGCUCGGGAAUUUAAUUAGUUCCCUUUUGUCAAGACAGAGUUUCAGACCAAAGCAAUGCAAAUAGGAAGAAUUGGUAAAUAAUGACUGUAAUUAGUUAAAGUUGUUAUAGCAGAAAAUCCGCUGUUACAGAAAUUAAAAGUUAGUGAAAAUUCAAAGGGAAAAUGAUAUAAACUUUGCUGCAUCCAGGUGCAGCUGAAGAGAGUUGUUUGAUAUGGUUUUUUGUUUUACAACAUUUAGAACUAGUUUUUUACGGAUAGGAUCCUCUCAAGUUAAUAUACAACUUGACCUCUCAAGUUGUGAUGUUUGUGAGUCAGGAUAUUAUUUUGUUAGCAUUCAUUGUCUCACAAAACCAACUUGAUAGAUCUAGUUAUCAAGUUAGUUGAGAGGUCGAGAGGAUCUUUAUCCCUUUUAUGUGUACUAUUAAUGAAUUGAAAGCUAAGAAAAAGAGAAGGUUAUAUCAAUGCCUUCUUAUUA
This is a messenger RNA of Erigeron canadensis, 1808 nucleotides long. RefSeq names its product beta-glucuronosyltransferase GlcAT14B. Lineage: Eukaryota; Viridiplantae; Streptophyta; Magnoliopsida; Asterales; Asteraceae. The coding region runs from base 139 to 1398 and encodes 419 amino acids. Gene Ontology annotation, molecular function: glucuronosyltransferase activity. The record is from RefSeq and is a predicted model, not a curated record. The transcript is spliced from 4 exons. Gene Ontology annotation, cellular component: membrane.